Molecule: messenger RNA, 1472 nt
Organism: Solanum tuberosum (potato)
Lineage: Eukaryota; Viridiplantae; Streptophyta; Magnoliopsida; Solanales; Solanaceae
Product: probable protein phosphatase 2C 34
Exons: 6
Coding region: 237-1313 (358 amino acids)
Biological process (GO): protein dephosphorylation
Molecular function (GO): protein serine/threonine phosphatase activity
Source: RefSeq, a predicted model, not a curated record
CUCAUGAUGAAUGAAGAGUCUUAAGAAUGGAACAUAAAUUGCUUGAAGCUUCUCCGAUCAGCUUUUGUCGCCGGAGUUUCGCCGGAGCUCUGACGGAGACGUGCGCUUGCCAGGAUUUCGUAAUCUGAACACACAUAGGAUCGAUAAAAAAUACUAUAUUCAACUCUACCUCACUAGUCACAAGGAGUACUCCUAAUUCUACAUAAUUGUACUUGGGUAUAAUUAGGAACUAAAAGAUGGUGCAGUUCUCUUCUAUUUUCACUGGCUUUACGAAAUCUAUAGCAAUCAGAAAUGGGAAGAAAAGUAAACAUGAUGACGGAAGGGAAACUGCAGAUUCACUGGCUAAAGAAGCUAAAAAGAAUGAGAUGAUGUUAACGUCAUCUGGCUCUGUAGCUGGCAAUUUGGCUGUUGUUUUCUCCAAAGGAGGGAAGAAAGGUAUCAAUCAGGAUAGAUUUGUUGUGUGGGAGGAUUUUGGAUGCCAAGAUGACAUGAUCUUCUGUGGGGUGUUUGAUGGGCAUGGUCCUUGGGGUCAUCUUGUUGCUAAAAGAGUCAGAAAACUGAUGCCACCAGCUUUGCUUCGUAAUUGGCAGAAACGAGUUUCACACACCGUGGAUGGUACUGAUGGGAUAUCGAUAGAUAGAAGUUGUUUCCAGUUUGACAUUUGGAAGCACUCCUACUUUGAGACUUGCUCCAUCAUCGAUCAAGAGCUCGAACAGUAUGCUGACUCUUUCUACAGUGGUACCACAGCUUUAACGCUCGUUAGACAGGGUGAUCUACUGGUAGUAGCAAACGUUGGAGAUUCUCGAGCUGUAUUAGCAACAACAGAUGAUGAUGGUAGAUUAGUAUCAGUUCAGCUCACCGUUGACCUCAAACCUAACUUACCUCGGGAAAGCGAGCGAAUAAUGCAGUCAAGAGGGAGAGUGUUGUCAUGUGAAGAUGAACCAGGGGUGUAUAGAAUGUGGAUGCCUACAGUCGAAGGGCCUGGAUUAGCAAUAUCAAGAGCCUUUGGUGAUUACUACAUAAAGGACUUUGGCCUUAUUUCAGAACCAGAAUUGACAUCCAGAAACAUAACACAUAGAGAUCAGUUUGCCAUCUUGGCAACAGAUGGGGUUUGGGAUGUGAUGUCAAAUGAAGAAGCAGUGGAGAUAGUAUUUUCAACUGAAGAAAGGGAAGAUGCAGCUAAGAGGCUGGUGGAAAGUGCUAUUUGUGCGUGGAAACGCAAACGAAGGGGCGUUCCCAUGGAUGAUAUCUCAGCAAUAUGCCUCUUCUUUCAUAACAUUCCUCCUUCAAAACAACAAGCUAAGAAUGUCUAAAAUUCAACAACAAGCUUACAUGAACUACUAGCUGACUUUCAAUUGCUGCUUUUUCCUCUUCUUAAUAUUUUUUUCAGUACUUGAUGGUUUGUACAUAAGUUCAUACAUACAUAUAUAGGCUCUUCAUGUUUGCUAUUAUAUUUCAAUCAGGCAUUGAAA